ACCACCGUUACCAAGAUUUUCAAAUGCCCCAAAACUUCAUGAUAAUCACGUGGGACUGCAUUGCACGCGGUUCUUACUUUCCUCCUGUGCUUGUAAGCAGUAGUCACUAGCCAGCAGUCAUCAGUAGUCACGUUGGUUUGUUUAAUUAAGGUUGGUUUUGACUGACACAAGUACAAUUUGAAGAGGAAUGAAUGAGAACACUAAAUAAAGAUACGAACAACGAUUUGAAUUGAACUUUGUCUUCAAUAAUCAGUGAUUAAAAUGUCGGGGCAAGACUUGGUGUCGGACCAAGGACUUCGGAUUGAUGGACGCCGAGCUAAUGAGUUGAGACAAAUUCGUGUUCGCAUGGGUGUCUUUGGGCAGGCAGACGGCAGCGCAUAUCUAGAACAAGGGAAUACAAAGGUCCUCGCUGCAGUGUACGGGCCACACCAGCCUCGAGGUAGCAGUCGCGGUGGCAACAAGGGUGCUGGAGGGGUUGUAAAUUGUCAGUAUAGCAUGGCAGUUUUCAGUUUUAGCGCAGGUGAGCGCAAAAAAAAGCCAAGGGGUGAUCGAAAGACCCAAGAGACUUCGAUGCAGCUACGCAGAGCAAUAGAAGCAAUUGUGCAAGUAGACCUCUAUCCACGCUCCCAAAUAGACGUAUUUGUAGAAGUUCUUCAAUCUGAUGGAAGCGACUACUGCGUCGCUGUGAAUGCAGCCACUCUUGCUCUCAUCGAUGCUGGUAUUCCUAUUAAGGAUUAUUCAGUUGGAUGCACUGCGAUGAGUGCAAGUAUAGGCGCAUCAGAGGAGGCUGAAGGUAAGGAAGGUCCCGGUGCAGCUCUGGGAAUAGUUGACACAAAUCAUAUGGAAGAAUGCACAGGAGCCACAACUCUCACAAUUGCUGCUUUGCCUGGGGCUCCCAGUUCCAAUUACGAAACAGACACUCAGAAUGCAGGGUUGGUGGUAGUGGCUCAAGGUGGUGGGCAGCGAUUGCAUCUUUCAAAACUCGAAGGUCUGCGACAACGGGCGUUACAAGGUUGCAGAGACACCAGAGUCAUACUUGACGAGGCAGUGCGAACCCACUUGGCAACACACGCCCCACAUUUCAUUUAGAUUUAGAAUUAGAAUUAAUUCAUGAAUUUUUAAUGUAUGGCCCACCUGGGAAGUACGUCUGGGGACAUAAGAAUAGAAUAUCGCACUUGAUUAAAUAUGAUUUAUUUUUCUCGCUGAA
Athalia rosae (coleseed sawfly) is the source of this 1207-nucleotide messenger RNA. RefSeq names its product exosome complex component RRP41 (gene Ski6). The transcript is spliced from 3 exons. Lineage: Eukaryota; Metazoa; Arthropoda; Insecta; Hymenoptera; Athaliidae. The record is from RefSeq and is a predicted model, not a curated record. Gene Ontology annotation, cellular component: nucleolus; nuclear exosome (RNase complex); cytoplasmic exosome (RNase complex). The coding region runs from base 262 to 1089 and encodes 275 amino acids. Gene Ontology annotation, biological process: nuclear mRNA surveillance; rRNA catabolic process; U4 snRNA 3'-end processing.